This is a messenger RNA of Lolium perenne, 1571 nucleotides long. RefSeq lists its product as uncharacterized. NCBI's taxonomy places the organism in Eukaryota, Viridiplantae, Streptophyta, Magnoliopsida, Poales, Poaceae. The record is from RefSeq and is a predicted model, not a curated record.
GCCGAACUUACCUACCUACCAAACCAAACUUUCCCUUGUCUCCUUUCCCCGCCGCUUCCUCGUCACAAAUCCGACUCCCUUCGAGAGAAGAAAAACCGAAGGCAAUGCUGGCGUGGAAGGAGAAGGUGGCCGACAGGCUCGCCCGCCUCCUGGCCGACUCCCCUCCCACCUCCUCCACCGCCGUCCAGCCGCAGGCAAUACCUUUUCCAGCAGAGCAUUUUACUUCCCCCAGCAAAGGAUCAUUAUCAUCUUAUGUGAUGUCCCUUCUGCCAACCUCAAACUCAGGACAUGAAGAUGCCUCGCCUUUUGCUAGAAGUAUGAGACCAUUACCUCCUGAAUCACUUGCUAAGCGAUGGAGAGGGAAUAAUUUCUCAUGGAAAGAUCGUCCGCUAGACUUGACCGAAGGGUCUGGUUCUGAAAGUGAGAGAGAUGAAAGGAAUGGAAGUUCUAAUAACAACCAUAUCCUCGAGUCACACAGGUCCGAGGAUAACCAUAAUGCUAAUGGGGAAACAUCAACGUCAGACCACUUUGGCUCUAUUUAUUAUUUAACGGAAAAGUCUAGAUUUGUAUCCCCAAAAUUGUUUGGGUUCUUUCAGUCUUCACUCCCUGGGACUUUAAAGGGAUGCCACUGGGUAUUGCUCUAUAGCACUUGGAAGCAUGGAAUAUCUCUAAGAACACUUCUUCGUAGAAGUGAGCAUCUUCAGGGUCCAUGCCUAUUGAUUGUAGGGGACAUGCAAGGGGCUGUUUUUGGUGGGUUACUGAAUGGUCCUUUGAGGCCUACAGAGAAAAGGAAAUAUCAGGGGACAAAUCAGACAUUUGUAUUCACAACUAUUUAUGGUGAACCAAGACUUUUUAGACCAACUGGUGCAAACAGGUACUACUAUUUGUGCUUGAAAGAUACUUUGGCAUUUGGAGGUGGUGGGAACUUUGCGUUGCGACUUGAUGAAGAUUUGAUACAUGGAACCAGUGGAUCAUGUGAGACAUUUGGGAACUCAUGUUUGGCUCAUGGUCCCGAUUUUGAAAUGAAGAAUGUUGAGUGACAUAUUCUUUCCUGCAGCUGUGGGGUUUCUCCCAUUCACGGGGAGGUUCGACAUAGCUGAUGAUGGCCACCGUUGCAUGUUAUGAAAUGGUUGGGUGUACUUAUUCUUACAUUGUAACAAUAUUUCUUUUUUCCUCGUUUAUGAUCUUCAUAUUGUUGUUCUAUUACUUUUAGUGCUAUAUAAAAAAGUUGUGUCCCUAGAGGCCAGAACUGCAAUUCUGAAUCAUAGAAUGUUUUUGCAGCAGCAGUGUGCACAUCAUUUUUUUAACUUGAGGGUAUACUAGUACAUCAACGUACCUCUGGUGUAAGAAAAUAAAGUGUGAAGCUGCCGGUGCUGGUGCUGCUAUUGAUUCUGGAUCUGAAUAGUCUGAUGAAUUACCUGCUUGUCUUUCUGGCAGAAUGAUGAUUACAUUUUUAGUACGAUGUCACAGUAACGCUUGUGACUUCCUCUUUAUGUCUUGAGGCAAUGAUUUAUCUGGAAUUACAACAUUUAUCAAAAUGAGUUUGUUCACGAAUUAAAUUAUUUCUUGUA